AUGGUUAACAACAGACGUCCAGAAAAAAAUCGAACUCAUUGGAAUAAUGUUUCUAUUAAGGGAUUUGUAUUCAUAGUGAUCGUUUUGAUAUGUGCCCCCGUGACGUCAUAUGCCGAUCCAACGGAUACCGAWGCUAAUAAUACGAUUACAAUAAAUUGCUCGGGCCUGAAGACGUGCAAAAAGUGCACCGAACAGGAAUCGUGUCUUUGGUCGCUGGAACGUCAAACGUGCUUUACCGACUAUGGAACGCCACUAUUGUUGACCGUACGUACAGAGACUGAAUGUCCAUGUAUUUUGGUGAUCUCGACGGUGACAUACGCGUCUGAUUUGCCUUAUGUUUACGCCGUGAAGGUGUCCAACGACGUGACCGGGUUCAUGGAAUUUCUUGAGCAGACACGAGUGUCGUGCGUCACGUUGGACGUAACGCGUCCCGCUAADGUGUUUGGUGACGUGAUCAGUUGCGCGCCGGUGAACCGGUCCGAUCUAGGCUUUGACCAGCAGACGUUGAUGACCUACCACUGUUACGUGAUUUUCGGCGAAGGCGACACAAUACUGCGGCUGGACGAUGGUACACACAGUUACUUCACGGUGUACGACGAAUACCACAACGGAUACCGGCCGGACGAAAGUUGUGUGACCUGUCUCUGGGACGUGGGCCACUUCGCAUACUAUUACAAGUGGUGUUCUAGCAAGAACUUGGUUACGGGCCGGUAUAGGUUCUUCGUUGGUUACAGCGACACCGACCACAAAGCCGUUAUGCCGGUCAGCGACCACCUUUCGGCCACGGUGCCGGCGUCGUCCAAUUGCAACGACGUGCGUAUCCAGUCGGUGGAACCGUUGUCCGCACUGUGGACGGGAGGCCAGCAAGUGAAAUUUACGGUCAACAACCAUUUGAUCUUGGCUGACAGCGUUAACGAAGUAGUCACUGUGACCGUGGCCGGGCGUGACUGCGUGCGACCGACGAUAGUGGAUCGCAAGAAUAGCCAAGUCACGUGCCUGCUGACCGCACCCCACCACGGUGUCGUAAGACCACAAGCUGAUGUGCAAGGCCCGGUGCUAAUCACUUAUCAGCUAUCUUCGCUUACGGUCGAGUCGGCGCAAACAUUUCGGUUUGUCUACCCAGAGAUCACGGACAUCAGCCCAUUGUGCGGCCCGCUGACCGGCGGCACGCUGCUCACAGUUCGUGGACGACACUUGGAUGCUGGCAGUCUAGUGACCAUAGUGAUGGCCGUUGGUAACGGAAUACCAUCGUCGGUGCCGUGUGAAGUGAUUGCCCGGCACAACAACCGCAUACUGUGCCUGACCGGUCCAUCAAACAAGCCCGCGGCCGGAACAAUUAACGUGGUGUUCGAUAAAAUUCUUAGCGUACAGGAUGGUACAAAUGGUCCACUAAUGUUUAUCUACACCACUGGGCCCGUAUUGGCCGCUGGUCAACAGUUUGGAGGCAUCGCGUCCGGUGGUACGAUCGUGCCGGUCCGUGGAACUGGUUUUGCCUGUGUCAGUGAUGCAACGAUGUAUGUGGACCGUGACGGCAUCCGCCGAGUUGCCAUUGGUCACUGCCACCUAGUUAACGAUACGUAUAUGGAUUGCAGUACUCCGAAACUGGACGGGCCGAAAGCCGGUGCCUUGCCGGAACGGCUAAGUUUUGGGUUCCACGUUUGGCACGCCUACGGUCACGUUUCCGAUAUGCCACCGUCGCCGGACACUGAUGGGUAUAUGGCUCACCCCGACCCUGUGUUAACAGACUUUUUCGUGGUACCCGCUAGCAGGUCCGUACUGAUCAAUGGACUAAAUUUGGGCCGCGGUUACCGAACUACCGACGUUGUGGUUGUCCAGUUUUCGAAGAACCUGACCGAAGCUGCUUGUAAUGUGACCUCUAUUACCUCGAGCCACAUCAUAUGUGACUCGGAAUCACCGRCUAGACUGAAUCGCGCCCCUUUUCUAGUCGUCACCAUUGGCGACCAGUUGGACUACACGGUCAAUAGAAGAACGAACAUCAAUCAGCCUAAGUCGUUUGGAUUUCUUUUCGUCAUAUGGAUUCUCGUGUCCAUCACCUUGAUGUUCUGCUACUAUAAGCUUAAAUCCAUGAACAUUGCACAUUUAGCAAAUACUAUUUAA
Messenger RNA from Diuraphis noxia (Russian wheat aphid), 2118 nucleotides. Its product is annotated as plexin-A3-like. Lineage: Eukaryota; Metazoa; Arthropoda; Insecta; Hemiptera; Aphididae. The record is from RefSeq and is a predicted model, not a curated record.